AACUUCGUCGUCUUUCGCAUACAAAAGCAACGGAUUAUAGUAGUAGUUGCUGUAUUUGGGCCUUGCUAUCGUGUCGUCUUGUUUUUGUGAAAUAAUACCAUAUUCACCAUGCCUACUAUUAAACUGCAGAGUUCUGAUGGAGAGAUAUUUGAAGUUGAUGUUGAAAUUGCGAAGCAGUCUGUAACCAUUAAGACUAUGUUAGAAGACUUAGGCAUGGACGAUGAAGGUGAUGAUGAUCCUGUUCCACUUCCCAAUGUUAAUGCAGCUAUUCUGAAAAAGGUGAUUCAGUGGUGCACUCAUCACAAAGAUGACCCCCCUCCUCCUGAAGAUGAUGAAAACAAAGAGAAGAGAACAGAUGAUAUCCCUGUGUGGGAUCAGGAGUUCCUGAAAGUUGACCAGGGAACACUUUUUGAGCUUAUCCUGGCUGCAAACUAUUUGGACAUCAAGGGACUGUUAGAUGUUACAUGCAAGACAGUUGCUAACAUGAUUAAAGGAAAAACUCCAGAAGAAAUUCGAAAGACCUUUAAUAUCAAAAAUGACUUCACUGAGGAAGAAGAAGCACAGGUACGCAAGGAGAACCAGUGGUGUGAAGAAAAAUGAGCUCUUACAAGCUGACACUACAACACACUGUAAUGAUCGUUCCAAAUACUGGUUGCACUGCGCUGUUCAUACUUGUUAAUAUUACCGUAGAGAAAUAGAGCAGCAAAUCCAUGUGCAUUCAAAGCAUGAUAAUUCCCAUUGCUUGUCUGGUGCAAAUUUUUUUUCCAGUUUGUUUUUACAGACUUAUUGAAGGUUGUAUUCACUUUUCAGUCUUGGAUAUCUAAAAUUAUGAUAAUUUUGAAUCGCUGAACAUUAGAAGCACCUAUUCCCCCUGCUGUUUUUAAAAGCUUUAGGUUUGUCUUUUUUUACUGAAUUUGUUUUUCUGUUGUGGUAAAUAAACAACCUUUUGAUGAAUAUUAUUGAUAAAAGCUGAAUUUUGUAAAUAUGGCCAACUUCAACUUCAUUUGUAUCCUGUCCUGUACAAGAGAAAUGCAACAUAAUAAACUUAGGAAGUUGUGGAUAUCUUGUUUCUUAAUGGAAAAAAUUACAGGCAGUGAAAGUUAACAAUAAAAUUUCAGAACAGCUGUGUAGAAGAUAUUGUCUGGUUUGCUUUUGCUGUGGACUGAAAGCAUUAGUAUGUAGUAAAAAUAAUGUCUUCUAUUACACAGUUCAGUAUUUCCUUUCUAUUUAUUGUUGUUACUAAGAUGGAAACCGCUUAUAACUAAACAAAAUGACAUCUGGGAAGCUCACCCUUAAUAUGAUUGAAAUAAACAGUAACAAAGAAAACUGUUUUAUUAUGGAAUUCUUUAAUGUGGAAAGCUUGCCAUUUUCAUCUCAAAGCUCCACAUUUUCAUUUCCUUAUUGUUUUUAUCCCCUCUGUAAUGUAGAGAAGCAUUUAUUUAAGUGAUGAGAUUCAUUGCUGUGCAAUUAAGUAUUUUGAAUAAAGAGCAGCUUUAAACUUU
Molecule: messenger RNA, 1502 nt
Organism: Lepisosteus oculatus (spotted gar)
Lineage: Eukaryota; Metazoa; Chordata; Actinopteri; Semionotiformes; Lepisosteidae
Gene: skp1
Product: S-phase kinase-associated protein 1
Biological process (GO): SCF-dependent proteasomal ubiquitin-dependent protein catabolic process
Cellular component (GO): cytoplasm; nucleus
Molecular function (GO): cullin family protein binding
Source: RefSeq, a predicted model, not a curated record